UCCUUUUACUGCGACCUGCCAGCGGGAGCUGCGUCUCCGAACAUGGAACGGAGGAGUGAGAGCCCCUGCCUUCGGGACAGCCCCGACAGAGGCAGCGGCAGCCCCGAUGUCAAAGGUCCCCCCCCCGCCAAGGUGGCCAGGCUGGAGCAGAACGGUAGCCCCAUGGGUACCCGCGGGAGGCCCAACGGAGCCGUCACCAAGCCCGUGGGAGGUUUGAUGAUUCCAGUCUUUUGUGUGGUGGAGCAGUCGGACGCCUCUCUUGAAUACGAUAACCGAGAAGAGCAUGCCGAGUUCGUUCUGGUUCGCAAAGAUGUGCUCUUUAGCCAGCUGGUGGAGACAGCGCUCCUGGCUCUGGGGUAUUCCCACAGCUCUGCAGCUCAGGCACAAGGAAUAAUCAAGCUUGGGAGGUGGAAUCCUCUCCCUCUCAGUUAUGUGACUGAUGCACCAGAUGCGACAGUAGCCGACAUGCUACAAGAUGUCUAUCAUGUUGUGACAUUGAAAAUCCAAUUACAAAGCUGUUCGAAGUUGGAAGACUUGCCAGCAGAGCAGUGGAACCACGCCACAGUUCGCAAUGCCUUAAAGGAACUGCUCAAAGAGAUGAAUCAGAGCACAUUAGCCAAAGAAUGCCCUCUCUCCCAGAGUAUGAUUUCAUCCAUUGUAAAUAGCACAUACUAUGCCAAUGUGUCAGCAACCAAGUGCCAGGAGUUUGGGAGAUGGUACAAAAAGUACAAGAAGAUUAAAGUGGAAAGAGUGGAAAGAGAAAACCUUUCAGACUAUUGCGUUCUUGGUCAGCGUCCCAUGCACUUACCAAAUAUCAACCAGCUGGCAACCUUGGGAAAAACAAACGAACAGUCUCCUCAUGGCCAGAUUCACCACAGCACUCCAAUCCGAAACCAAGUGCCAACGAUGCAGACAAUGAUAAACCCUGGGCUCCUGUCUCCUCAGCUCAGUCCACAACUAGUGAGGCAGCAGAUAGCAAUGGCCCAUCUGAUAAACCAACAGAUUGCUGUCAGCCGGCUAUUGGCUCACCAGCACCCACAAGCUAUCAACCAGCAGUUCUUGAAUCAUCCACCCAUCCCUCGAGCUGUCAAACCAGAGCCAUCAAAUUCGUCAGUGGAAGUAUCUCCAGAUAUCUACCAGCAAGUCAGAGAUGAGCUGAAGAGAGCCAGCGUGUCUCAAGCUGUCUUUGCGAGAGUAGCCUUCAACCGCACACAGGGCUUGUUGUCAGAGAUCCUGCGUAAAGAAGAAGACCCUAGGACAGCUUCCCAGUCCCUGCUGGUAAACUUAAGGGCAAUGCAGAAUUUCCUCAACUUGCCUGACUCGGAGCGGGAUCGCAUCUAUCAGGACGAGAGAGAGAGAAGUAUGAACCCCAAUGUGAGCAUGGUGUCUUCAGCUGCCAGCAGCCCAAGCUCCUCCAGAACUCCCCAGGCCAAAACCUCGACACCAACAACAGACCUCCCUAUUAAGGCGGACGGCGCCAACGUCAACAUCACAGCUGCCAUUUAUGACGAGAUCCAGCAGGAGAUGAAAAGGGCCAAGGUAUCUCAAGCUCUGUUUGCCAAAGUGGCUGCCAAUAAAAGUCAGGGCUGGCUGUGUGAGCUGCUUCGCUGGAAAGAAAACCCCAGCCCAGAAAACCGCACCCUCUGGGAGAACCUCUGCACCAUUCGUCGGUUCCUGAACCUGCCGCAGCACGAGAGGGAUGUGAUCUAUGAGGAGGAGUCCAGGCACCACCACAGUGAGCGUAUGCAGCACGUUGUCCAGCUCACUCCUGAGCCCGUCCAGGUGUUGCACAGACAGCAGUCCCAGCCUGCAAAGGAGAACUCCCCACCUAGAGAAGAGGCUCCUGCUCCACCUGCUGAGGACAGUUGUGCCAAAAAGCCAAGGUCCCGUACCAAGAUCUCCUUGGAAGCUCUAGGUAUUCUUCAAAGCUUUAUCCACGACGUAGGUCUCUACCCUGACCAGGAAGCCAUCCAUACCCUCUCUGCUCAGCUGGAUCUCCCCAAACACACCAUCAUCAAAUUCUUCCAGAACCAGCGUUACCAUGUAAAGCACCACGGGAAGCUAAAAGAGCAUUUGGGAACGGUAGUCGAUGUGGCAGAGUACAAGGAUGAGGAGCUGCUGACGGAGUCGGAGGAGAAUGACAGCGAGGAGGGCUCCGAGGAAAUGUACAAAGUGGAGCCUGAGGAGGAGAACCCCGACAAAAGCAAGGUGGCUCCCACCGACGUUGACCAGAGAUAA
Molecule: messenger RNA, 2238 nt
Organism: Indicator indicator
Lineage: Eukaryota; Metazoa; Chordata; Aves; Piciformes; Indicatoridae
Gene: SATB2
Product: SATB homeobox 2
Exons: 10
Coding region: 43-2238 (731 amino acids)
Biological process (GO): chromatin remodeling; regulation of transcription by RNA polymerase II
Molecular function (GO): DNA-binding transcription factor activity, RNA polymerase II-specific; RNA polymerase II cis-regulatory region sequence-specific DNA binding
Source: RefSeq, a predicted model, not a curated record